AUGAGACCUGCCGUCAACUGCCAUCGACGAAGACCCACCUACAACUCCAAGAUUACUUUCGAGUGCGGCAUUGGCUAUCACUAUAGCAAUGACGACCGUACACGAACGUUUACUUGUCUAGACGACCAGACGUGGUCUCCACCCUAUGUCCCCUGUGAGAUCAUCAUCUGCCCGCCGGUGCCCGAGAUGCCGUUUGCCACCCUGUCCAACCAAAGUAGCGACGAGUCGCGCUUUUACGACAAGUACGUUCAAAUCUCGUGCUUCAUUGGUUACGAGUACUCGGACACGGUGGAGACGCUGGAUGUGAGAUGCACGGAUGCCAUAACGUGGGAGCCAUCGCCGAUAGGCUGCAUCAUCAAGCAUUGCACAAUGCCGAUAUACAUGAAGCACGCCGUAGCCGUGCCCGUAGACGAAUACAACCAGCACACGUUCGUGCAGUGCUUCCCCAACUACGAGUAUAAGGACACCCGGCAGCUCACACGGACGUCGAUCUGCACGGCAACGAAGGAGUGGGACCCAGUCGAACUCGACUGUAUCCUGCGUCGGUGUGACUUGAUAGACGAGGACGUACAUGCAACCUGGGACUACCCUUCGCUUAACCUCCCAUCGGCCGGCGUAACUGUGGAGGUGCUAUGCGACGAGGGAUACAGGAUACAGGACAUGGGGAACACCGAUAAGCUACAGAACAGCAUCUGUAUUGACACCGAAGUCACGUCGCUUUGGGAUCCGCCCAUCUUCAACUGCGAAUACGUCCACUGUGACCCCAUCGAUUUCACGCGGCUCAACCGCGUGCGUUUCCAAGCCGACCACGAGACGCAGUGGAGCACUGUGCUGCGGCUGGAAUGCAUCACCGGCUGGGAAUUUUCCUUGGACGCGCCCGUGCUCUCGGUCACCUGCCGCGACCUGCCCGUUAGGUGGGACCCACUACCUGUGUCCUGCGACCUGAUCAUCCAGUGUCCGACGCUUGAGGAUAGACCCGGCUCCACACUGAGCAGCACACUGACCGAAUACCUCAGUGAGGUGACCAUCACGUGUAAGCAGGGACUGGAGUUUCCCGGGGAGGUGCCUUCCUUCGUCGUCCUCUGCGAAGGUGACAAGUUGUGGACCCCGAAUCCGCCGCCGUGCGAGCGCGUUCGGUGCCCGCCGCCACCCUAUCCCAGAAAUGGACUUCGACUCGGUGACUCCUUCCGAUACACUGACAACGUAACAUUCACCUGCAACAACGGCUGGUACCUUAUCGGUAGUGAGGUCACCACGUGUAGCUACAACAAGAACUGGACAAACCCUUUUCCAUACUGCGGUACGCACGCUGGCACGCGGAAUUUUGUGGGAUCGUGUGCUGUAGGUGGGGUGUAGUAUUGAUAAUUAUGUGAAAGCAGCAAAGCCUGGGAGCUAGGGGGCGGGUGUACUCACAGGGACCUGGGGCGAAAAAAAAUGUGUUAUAUAAAAAUAGAUUAGCUUCUAUUUUUAUAUGACACAUUUUUUUGCCUCAGGUCCCUGUGGGUGUACUGUGGGGAACGGUCCAGUUUUGGUAAGUAUAAAGAGAAUAGAUGGUGGGGUAUGUGUGGGUGUGCUGUAGGGGAGUGUCCAGUCUUGAUAAGUGGAAGGAGAAAAGAUGGCCGAGUAUAUAUGGGUGUAGGGUGAGAGUCCAAAGAGUGAGUCCAAUGUGAGAGUUAAAUGGUGACCAAGGUUAACAACGGAAGCUGUGGAAUAAGAAUUAAAAAAGAACACACUACAAAUCAAGUCAGAAUUUAAGUCAACCCACCAAGUCAAAAUAAAUAGAGCAUUAAUGUAGGUUCUAUGUCAAGUCAAGUAGAGACUUAAGGUAGGUUUUUGACGGUCUCGGUUACCCCGGCACCCUGUUUGAAGAAUCGAAGGCAGGUCAUAAUUACCAAAUAUUUUUCUUUGC
This is a messenger RNA of Priapulus caudatus, 1909 nucleotides long. RefSeq names its product sushi, von Willebrand factor type A, EGF and pentraxin domain-containing protein 1-like. The coding region runs from base 1 to 1356 and encodes 451 amino acids. The transcript has 8 exons. NCBI's taxonomy places the organism in Eukaryota, Metazoa, Priapulida, Priapulimorpha, Priapulimorphida, Priapulidae. The record is from RefSeq and is a predicted model, not a curated record.